Messenger RNA from Megalops cyprinoides (Indo-Pacific tarpon), 2092 nucleotides. Its product is annotated as proline-rich protein 5-like. The record is from RefSeq and is a predicted model, not a curated record. Lineage: Eukaryota; Metazoa; Chordata; Actinopteri; Elopiformes; Megalopidae. Gene Ontology annotation, biological process: TORC2 signaling. Bases 375 to 1439 code for a protein of 354 amino acids. Gene Ontology annotation, cellular component: TORC2 complex. The transcript has 10 exons.
GCGACGGGGUGCUAUAGUUCUCGAUCUACUGAAACGCCGACCUCCAUCAACAAAUGCAGUAAAGGAAGAAAAAAACAAUACCGUAGCUGUAACAGUUUAACAACUCUGUGCAUACGCAUCGCUUACUUUGGACAUGCUUCGACUACAUUUUUCUUGCGGCUUGAGUAAUGCAAUGCUAACUUGGCCAACUUCCUUGGUCGCUUUUAAGUGAAGACCUUAAAGAAGUUAACGAAAGCAAAGCAGUUUGAAGAAGGCGUGGACGUGGGCUGUUGCUCCUGUCUCACCACACCAAAGAUCAGCUGGAAGCCCCAGACCUGCCAUAACCUGCCAGGUCCCUGUCAGAACCCCAUCCCCAGCAGAAUUGGUGGUGGUGCAUGAUGGGCUCAUUCCGGCGCCCGAGGCCCCGUUUCAUGAGCUCCCCAGUGCUGACGGACCUCCCUCGUUUCCAUGCCAGUGCCCCAGCCCUGCAGCUGUCCAAUGCCAGCGUCUGGAACAGUGUCCAGUCUGCUGUGAUCAAGGUUUUCCAGGGUGGAGGGCUGCAGACUAACGAGCUUUACUCCCUGAAUGAGAGUAUCAGGUGGCUCCUCAAGACAGAACUAGGCUCUUUCAUCACCGAGUAUUUCCAGAAUCAGCUCCUGAACAAAGGCCUACUGUACAUUACAGAGAAAAUUCAGCUGUACGAGGGUGACAGUCAGCUCCUCAUUCUGUCAGAAAUGUGGGGCAGAUUCUUCACUGAAAUUCUGCCUACUCUACAGGCGAUAUUUUACCCAGUGCAGGGUCAGGAGCUGACAGUGAGGCAGAUGGCACUGCUGGGGUUCAGAGAUCUAGUGCUGCUGAAGCUGCCCCUGGAAGACCUGUUGCCCACUGCCCCGCCCCCACCUCCCCCAGCUAUCACGCAGAUGUUGCUGGUCCUGCAGGGCAUCCAUGAGCCCAAUGGUCCCAGCCAGGAGUACUGCCAGCUGGAGAAACUGGUGGAGAUGGUGGUCUCACCUUACCUGGGAAACUACUUACACUGUAGCCACACUGCGUGCUAUAUUGAAUGUCGUGCAACACGGCCCAAGACAACUGGAAUGCCACACUUUGGUCAGCCUGAGAUCCUGGUUACCCAGCAUGCCACAGACUCUUGCUCACUGGCACCCCUGGUGGAGCAGGAGGGCGAGGCCUACCUGGAGAAGGUGGGAGGGGUGAGACGGCACACAGUGGCCAAUGCCCACUCGGACCUGCAGCUGCUGGCCGUGGCCAGCAUGAUGCACCCUGGGAUGGCGGAAGACUGUGGGGGUGGUGGGAAUGGAGGCAGCGGAGGGGGAGGUGGCAGCAGUGGCGGCGUGGGAACCCGGCCCUUCUCCAGUGAGCCAUAUAUCUUGGAGUCCCCAGUUGGUGUGGUAGUGCUCUCUCGGCAGCAGGGCUCCACCGAGCUUAGUUGCGCCCCACCCAGCUAGUAAAGAGGGGAGGUGCGUUAUGGACUCAUGGAACCUCCGGGAGCAAAAGGUCUUUAUUAGUGUGAGGGGCCUUGACAGAGCUAUCAGCUGACCUGGCAGCUGUGAACACUCCACUCUGCCUGUUGGCCCCACUGAGAGUGACCUGGUCAAACUCUGACAUGGCACCCAUAGCCAUGCCUGGCUUAAACACGAUUUCCAGACUGACUGCCAUUUUGUCUUAUCAGAUGUCUCAAUGGGAAGGUAUGAUUUUUUUUCUUUGAGGAUAGAGAUAGGACUGUGCAUAUGCAUUCAUGCAGGCCGUCAGUCAUGGGGACCCCACUGGUGCAUGACUGACCCAGUUUCAUCUCCUAUGGAAGUACCACUGAGGUGUGGAAUCUCAAUCCAGUAGUGUUUACAAAGAGGAAUACGCACAAACCUCUUAAAUCCAUACAGUGCUGGUCUGUAAACAGAGACUCUACUGUUUCCAGUGGAGUCAGGCCUUUUGGCUUCUACUUAAUUCCUCAGUUUUCCUAGUUACUACUAGGAGUCAUGACCUCCACGUCACUGGAGUAAGCAAUGCCUGCUAGUCUUUAACACAGUAUUCAAUAGAGAAGACUUUACUGCGUCUUUGCUUUUGGUUUGUUGUAAAUUCUGGUUCCAAGCCUGUCCCAUGU